CUCCCUCCUUCACUCCCUCCUUCCCUCCCUCCCUCCCCGGGGCCGCGGUGACCGCCGGAGCGGGAGACGGAGGGCGGCGGGCGCUGGGGCUGAGCGCGCUCCAGGACCGGCCGCCGCGCUCCUGCGGCCCCGAGGCCCCCGGGGGCAGCCCCGGCUCUGCAGCCUCGCCGGCCUCAGGGCAGUAUCUUCAGGAUUCCUCUCAGGCCGUGGCCACUCUGCUCACCGUUGCCCGCCCCUUCGUCUGAAGUUCAUUUCUAGAAGCAGGACGCGUUGCUUCUCUAAAUGGAUCUGGUUUCAGCAUAAAGCAUAAGCUGUGGAGUCACUCCUUGUCACUCAACACCGAUCCACCGGGAACCCUUCUGCCAUUGGAGGGGGCCAUCCUGAGGGGGGGUGUAGAUGCCGACUCCUUUCCCUUCCCCGUCCACCCCCACUGCCUCAGUAGGAGGGGACUGUGAGGAGGAAAGUGGCCCAGGAGUUUCCCCUCCCCGCCGGAGCCGGGCAGAGGGGUAUGAACCGUGAGGGUGUUCCCGGGAAGAGUCCGGAGGAGAUGUACAUUCAGCAGAAAGUGCGGGUCCUGCUCAUGCUGAGGAAGAUGGGGUCGAACCUGACGACCAGCGAAGAGGAAUUCCUGCGGACGUACGCGGGAGUCGUGAACAGCCAGCUCAGCCAGCUCCCACAGCAUUCGAUCGACCAGGGUGCAGAGGACGUGGUCAUGGCGUUUUCCAGGUCGGAGACGGAAGACAGGAGACAGUAGCCGGAGAAGCUUCGGGAGAGCCCCAGGGGCUGGCCGGGGCCAUGACAGCUCUGCAGAUCUGGGAGGCUGGCUGAGGAACCUGCCCCUUGUCCCCCUCCCCCCAGCUCCUCCUGAGUUCUUUCCUGUCCACCCCUCUGCCCCCUUCACUCACACACCAACACACACACACACCUCCCCUCCAAAGCAUCCCCCAGCCUCCGUCUGUUGUCUGUUCUCCGUCGCUGCUCAGCUGGGCUGUGAGUCGAGAAAAGGCAGUGGUGUCACUCAGAUUUGCCCAGAGGGACGGACUCCGUGAUUGGCUAAAGGAAGAAACUUUUUUUUUCCAUUCUUGACCAACGGAAACCUUUUCUUUUUAUUUCUGACUUAUUUUAUUUUAAACGUGUGUGUGUGUGUGUGUGUGUUCUGUUUUGGGGUUUUUUUUUCCUGCGACUCUCUGUGUCAGCUGCCCGGGAAGCGUUCCAUGCUCUGGUGCUUUUAUUUUAUUAUUAUUUUUUUUAUAGGUCACUUAGCAAUGUGAAAUGAUUUAGAUUGGCUCUUAAAACUGGAAAAGGAUUUUGAUUGGCGGGUUAAUAGAAAGUGCGUUUCUCUGUGAUUGGCUUCAAGGGCUCUUCAGACCACCUCAGCUCUCGGUUUUGGAGGAAGAAAACAGGGCUUGGGGCAUUGACGGUUGUGACAUUUAAUGACUUGUAAAAAGGGAAACCGAGGGUGCUUUGCAAUAUUUAUUACACAGUGAGCUUGCUGC
This is a messenger RNA of Ornithorhynchus anatinus (platypus), 1496 nucleotides long. RefSeq names its product catenin beta interacting protein 1 (gene CTNNBIP1). Gene Ontology annotation, biological process: negative regulation of Wnt signaling pathway. The record is from RefSeq and is a predicted model, not a curated record. Gene Ontology annotation, cellular component: cytosol; nucleus; beta-catenin destruction complex. The transcript is spliced from 6 exons. Lineage: Eukaryota; Metazoa; Chordata; Mammalia; Monotremata; Ornithorhynchidae. Bases 509 to 754 code for a protein of 81 amino acids. Gene Ontology annotation, molecular function: beta-catenin binding.